Brenthis ino (lesser marbled fritillary) is the source of this 3555-nucleotide messenger RNA. The record is from the annotation of a GenBank genome assembly. Lineage: Eukaryota; Metazoa; Arthropoda; Insecta; Lepidoptera; Nymphalidae.
AUGGAUGAAAUAGAAUACAAAUUAAAAACUAAAAAUAGCGUGCUCAUUGUUAAUGCAAUUGAAAAAUUGAUAUCAACAAUAAAAUCUAAGUAUAAACCUGGAGAAAGACAAAAAUUUGUGGUAGAAAAUGAGGAGUUGAAAUAUUUAAGGGAAAAAUGUUCGUCUGAAGAUAGUAUAGUAAGCUUGACCGCGUGUCAGGGAUUACUAGCAUUAGUUGAACUAGGAGUGCUAGAAAUUGCUCAUACCAUGUCAACUGUGGUAACCUUACUGCCUACUACACACAAUUAUUCAGCAAUAAUAUCUACAAUAGCUGGUCUACUAAUUUUGGAUUUAAAAUCUCGCCUGACUCCUGGCCAGCCCUACAAAUGUCAAUUCUCUCUUCGGUCUCCUCAACAUCCUUUUAUUACUGUGUUAGAAAAAAAUAAAGAAGUGGAAGAUGACAUACUGGUGCAGAUGCAAGCAUUAUGCAAUCACCCUGAAUAUAUAGUUGCAUCAAACAGUUUAGAACUUUUACGACCAGUUUUCCUAUGGUUGACCUGCAGCCCCCACAGUCAUGGCAUAAGGCCCUGGCAAUUGCUCCUAAGUCUGCCCCAAACAGCAGCACAAUCUACAUUGUUGUUGGCUUGCAUCAGUUCUCAACAAAUUUGCAAUUCAAAACAAAUAGAGCAGGCCUUUGCAGCAUAUUCAGUAGUUUGUGAUGCAGCAAUAUAUCAACAAAGACGGGAGCAUGUCAUGGCAUUCCUACCCAUGCUUGCUAGAGUUUGUGGGGAAUUAGUGAAUCAUGGGCGCGAUCCUCGAGGUUGCUACAAUUUAAUAGAGAGAUGCUUUGCCCUCGACGCGCCAGAGUUGAAAGUUGUAGCUGGAAUUACUCUAAUGCUGUUAGCGAAGAAUUUAAUCAACACAUCUGCUUUAUAUUUACAUGAAUUGUUUAAUCUGUGUCUUAACAUAAUAAGCAAAUAUGAAUACUCAAAAAUAUGUUUGAGCUCGUUUGUUGGUCUAUCCCUGCAAUGGUUGCAUUUACCGUCAUAUUUAACCAAUAACGCCUUAAAAGUGGCUUCAAAAAUCUUAGAACUUCAUCAAAACGACCAGAAAAUUGAUACAGGACUAUAUAUGGCUAAUCUAAAAGCUAAUACAAUAUUCCAAUCAUUAUUAUAUACAGAUAAAGAUUUAUAUAUAUACUUCAAAUUAUUAGAAAUAUGGGAGAAAGGAAGGGAUAAUCCAGAACAAUUGAAGAGUUGGUUUGAUUGCUUAACAGAAAGCAAUGAUGAUUUGAAGUUAGAUCUGUUAACGUUUUUUGUUGGUGUUGCCAUGUCUAAUGAGGAUGAAGAAAUUAAUUUAAAGGCGAUAAGAGCAAUAAUAGAUCUUGUGAGGGUGAAAAAAGAAAUAUCUGUGUCAGUGUUGCCAGUUCUGAUGUACAAAAUAGCGAAUGAUAAACGGCCAAAUGUUAAGUUGGAAUGUUUGAGAGGUUUGCCCUUAAUGGCUACUACUAAGGAGAAUGUUCCUGCAUUAGUGUCAAUAUUGAACAAAUUGAAAGCCGGUAAAGGAGUGCCUUCGUCCCUCCUCAUUAUGUUGUACACCAGUUUAGCGGAGACACAGGUCCGGUGUUUCCCGUAUCUUCUAGAGUUAUUGGUGGACACUACAGUGAGGCCUGACGAGUUGAAGUGGGAGAUAGACGUGGCUAAAGCAGUUGCUGUUAAACGGAUUUGUGAGAUUCGGCCAUCAACAAACGGUCUGGAGUUGGUGUCAGUGAUAUCGUCAAUCCUGAACCGUUGCACGGACCGCGCGGGGGCCCCCGCCACCUGCCUCGCGCUGGAGGCCCUGGCGCACCUGUGGAGGGGCAACGCCGUGGCGCCGCCCGGCACGUGGCGGGCCCUGGAGCCCCGUCUGGGGAGGGACAAUAGGCAUCUUGUUCAAAUUAGUCUGUGCAAGCUGCUAUCAGAGAUACCGGGCCUGCGAGUGGCGACGCCGGAGUACGACAGGCUGGUGACGUCGGCCGCGGCCCGGCUGUGGCAGUACGUCGCGGAGAGCCACGCGCCCGCCGUCGCGCACGCGUCCUGCGCCGCCCUGGCAGAGUACAGGGUGGAGGAUUACAAGCUCAAAGAUGUUCCUGAGAUAUAUCGAAGGACAGUCAAACUACCUCCGUCCUUUUGCAAAACGCCGAUCGAUGCCGCCAGGAAACCUGAAGACGUUCUAGACUAUGUGCCGUGCGAAAUUUGGCCAGAAGUGUUCAAAAGCACAAACCAAUCGGCUCUCAGCAGCGUUGAGCACCUGGUGUCCACCCUCAUGGAGAGGGAGGUGAAAGGGUACCGCAGCGGGGUGUACCAGCAGCCGCGCGAGCCCCCCGCGCUGGCCUACCUGCCGCCCGCCAGCGUGGUGCGAGGGGUCAUGGAGGGCUUCCGGAGACAGGUGACAUCUCCCUCGUACGACUAUUCAGACGCGGUCCUCCUAUCGAUGCUGUCGACCCUCACAGCGGAGUACUCGAAGCCCCUGCCUCCGCUGGACCUGAGUUUCCUGCACGAGGUGUUCCACCGCGGAAAGGCCUGGAAGGCCGGCAGCGUGAAGUUGGCCGCGAGGCAGGCGCAUACGUCCGGCUCUGCUAAGCGGUUGGUGGACAACUUCAUGCUCAAUAUCGUGCCCGGGACCAGUGAGCAAUCAGACAUAAUGCUAUUCUUCGAGAACCUGCCGAUUCUAUGUCGCACAAUGCCACCAAACUCCAUCCGGCCGACGCUGGAGCGUUGUCUUGCCGACUCCUUCUCUCAAGACAGCAAGGACCCUGAGGAUCUGUUCAUCCAGCAGCUAGGCAUCAUCAGGGAGUGCUUGGAGAGUGAUAGAAUCCAUGAUGCGAACAGGACUCUUCUAUCGCAGAUACUUGAGAACUACUUCUCUGUGAUUGGGGAUGAUCAUGUGGCGUGGCCAGCGUAUGUAGAGACCUGCCGCACUCUUUCCACGAAGUACCUGGAGCGCAUGACGUCCCCCUCCGGCUGGUGGGAGGUCACGGGUUCGUUGCUGCGGAAGACAGUGUCCAUCCGCAGUCGCCUGGCCGCACUGCCUGAUAUUACUGCACCCCUAAUGUGGCUGAAUGAGGCUAUUGAUGCCCAUGCUGGGUGUAUAACUGAACAAGAGUACUCCCUCCGCUGCAUGUGGCCGGCGCUGCGCGCGGCGAGCUCGGCGCCGGUCACGCGGGACUGGUUCCUGCAGCUGCUCGCGAGGACUCAGGUCGCUUUUAAUGAGACGGAGGAGGAGUCCGCCAAGCAGUACCUGGUGGACGUGUUCUCCCUCGCCGUGAUCUCGUUCAGCGGGCUGUGGCGCCUGGAGCCGGGGCCGCGCGCGCCGGGCGGGCGGGGUGGGCGCGCCGCGCUGCCCGCCGCCGCCGCCGCGCUGGCCGCGCGCGCCGGCUGGGACGCCUGCACGCCGCAGUUGUUAGAGUGGCUGGUGCACACGCGGGCGCGCGUGCGGGGCGCGGCGGCCUGCGCGCGCGCGCUGCUGGCGCUGCGACACACCGAGGCCUUCGCUGCCCAGAGGGUGUGGACCCGGAUGAGGGAUAUAGAAGAAAUA